CGAAUAAAGACUCAUUCGGAUAACACAACACGUAGGGGGUACGUACGAAUGUCUGCCGGUAGGUCCGGUCCGCGCCGCACAUGCACGCGUCAUGUAUGUCAUACAUGAGGGAGGGAGUAUAUCCCCGACCAUCGGUCCGGUCGACCAACCAACCAACCAACCAACGAACCAGCCAACCAACUCCACUGUUCACUCCACAAACAGAGCGAGCAACCAAGCCAUUCAGCCAUUCAUUCAUUCAUCAUACACCUGUCCAUCCGCCCGCCCGCCCGCCUGCCGGCCUGCCUGUUUGUUUGCCGCGUGUGCCCACAGGAUGGUUUGUAUGGUUAUGGUUAUGGUCACGGAUGCAUACAUACGUAGUUAGUUAGGUACAUUUGGAUGGCAUGGCCAUGGAUGGACAAGCUUGCAGCAGCAUUAGUCAGUCAGUCAGUCAGUCAGCCAGUCAGUCGCCGUCUGUUUGGUGCGUCUGCGCAGUCAGGUGAGGUCAGGUGAGGUCAGGUCCGGUGAUAUGUGUAGCUACCCACAAUUCGUCCGUCUGUCCGUCAAAAAAUGCAAGAGUGCAUGCCUGUCUGCCUCCCUGUCUGUCUGUCUGCCAUCCCGCUCCUCCGCCCCACAUCAAUCAAUUGAAAUCCACAGGCCGGCCAGGCUGUGUUUCCUCGAUCGAGGUGAGCUCGAGUGCGAGUGCGAGUAAGAGUGUCUGUCUCUACAGCAGCCAGCACGUGUGUAUGGCGGCAUGGCGACCUGUACACACAAGACAACACAUCCCACUCACUCUACUGGUCGGUGCAUCAUUCAUCAAUGGCAUGCAUGCAUGAAUGUCGGCCGCUCGCUGCAGAAAGACAGAGAGAGCAUUCAAGCACGUCACGUACGCACCCCACCGCACAUCGAUCGACAAUGGGCUGGGUGACGCACAGUCCGUCCGUGUCCGUGUCCGUGUCCGUCCUUCCCCCUUACGCAGCACCAGGCAGGCGUCUAGCCACACCCAACCCAUGUAUGUAUCCCCAACCCCACCCACCCACCCCGUCCAGACGAGCUCAGAUAAGCGAUGGACAAGGCCGGCCGCAUGAACCAGUCCCACUCAACCACCACCACCACCACCCAACACCAGCCGCAGGACACGAAAGGCCGCCGGUCGUCGACCCGCCUCUCUCCCCUCCUUACGCCCACAAGCCCACCCACCCAGUCAGUCAGUCAGUCAGUCUACCCACCGCACUUACACUUACGCAGCCAACCAACAACCAUCCAAAAAUACCCACCAACCAUCCUGCCCAUGUGCAUGGAUUGCUGCAGUGCAGCGUGUGUCCAUGUGUGUGCGCGUGUGUGUGUGUGGUUGCUAAGAGACUACUGGUAACUGCCUGCCAGCCUGCCAGCCUGCCAUCCUGCCAGCCAGGUGACCCAGCCAACCGGACGGACGACGAGCGGCCGGGCCGAGCUUCAAAGUCUCAGUCGGUCGGUCCGCCUGUCCUGUCAGUGGCUUAGUCGAUGUCUGGCUGGGCUAUGGCGGCGGAGCGGCGGUCCGCAUCUUGCGGAGCGACUCGGACACAUGGGGGCUCAGGACCACCUGCAAUGCAUUCAAGAUCAGAUCAACACAGACAGGUUAGUAACGACAACGCAUACGUAUGUAAGUCAUGUACACAUGCGAUGCGAUGCGAUGCGAUGCGAUGCGUGUGGUAGAGAGAAAAGUGGUUCCCUCCCUCCCUCCGUCACUUACCCGUUUUCUUUGCGUGGGUGCGUGUGCCUCCACUUCGAGCAGCUUCCGUCUGAAGGCCUCCACCUCCUCGUCCUCACUCUCGCCCUCGCCCUCGCCCUCACCCUCGUCACCGGGCUCGCCAUGAUCGCCAUGGUCAACAUGGUGGUCAUGGUGGUCAUGGUGGUCCCGCUCGUCGCCGCUCUCGUGCGCCAGCUCCCCACUGCCCCCGUUGCUGCUGUUGUCGUCGGUGCUGCGGUUGGCGCUGCUCCCACAUGACCCCCCACCUGCCGUGUAGGCGUUGGGCGAUCGCUCGUCAGUCUCAUUGUGGCUGUGGCUGUGGUUGAUGUUGAUGUGGUCGUGCAGGCGCUCGUCGGUGAGGGGCGGGGUGUGGGUCUGCGUGGGCGGCGUGGCGGGCAUCGUCGACGAUGACUCGCUCUUCUUGAUCUGCUCCCCCUGCCCCUGCUGCUGUCCACCCCCUCCGCCCUUUUUCUUGCCUCUGCGCGUCUUCUUCUGCGGCUUGUCGGGCGGCGCCUUGGGGGUGUCAUGAUGGUCGGUGGGUUCGUCAAUGGCAGGCCCCUCGAUGAAGCGCACGGUGAGGCCGGUGGGGAGGGUGUAGCCGCUGCCGUCCGCCAUGGGCGUGGCGUUGAGCCGACGCAUCUCGGCUUCGAUGGAUGUGGCUACAGCUUGAGGCUGGGUGGGGAAGGGCUGCUGCUGCUGCUGGGUGGGGGAGGUCGCCGAGGUCUUGUUGGCCGACUUCUUCUUGCCGCCAGACCUGCAGUGCAGUGCAUCCAUCCAUCCAUCCACACAACACACAACAGACAGACAGACACAUUGGUGCCCAUGAGUGAAUGUGUUGCCGUGUGCCGCACUGGUUUGUUUUGACGUACGGAUUAGGCUGUGGGCCCCCGGUGUGCUCGAUGAAGUCCACCAGCUCGUCAACUGACAAGGCGGCGAUGUCCAGCUGCAGCGAAUCGUCGCACCGACCAGCAGUGAGGUCGUCCGUGGCGAAUGGUGGUCUUGCCGCCUCGACGUGCUGCAGGGUGGCGCCUGGCGGUGGGUUGGCGUCUCGUGGCACCGUCUUGUUGCGCGACUUCCGACGAAUCUGCCGAAUGCGGCCACGGGCAACGUAAUAGCCUCUGCAGACACACAGACAGACAGACAUGGAUGGAACAAACAGUCAGCUGUGUCGCGGGUGUCUGUUUUGUUCUGUCGUCGGCUGGGCUGUGUGGCUGUGCUGUAUUGGCUGGGCUGGGCUGUUUGUGUGUGUACCUUACCUUGGCAGCGCGGCUUCUUCUUCUGGAGUGAAAUCGUUCUCUAUAUGGAAAACCUGCCGGAUCUCCUCGGGGGACCGGCCCUGCAUCAUCUUGGCUAUAGCCUAUGCACCCGCCACACACACGAGUGAACCACACACACCCACAGCUCCCUCCAUGACAUGAGCAGAUCAGAUUUGUAUCAGUGUGCUGUGUGUGGUGUACCUUGCAAGUGAGGUCGACAAGUGGGCUGACGCCGAGGUGGAAGGCGGCGCUGGCGAGUUCGCACAGCUCUGGCGAGUCGAGUUUGACAAAGUCCUCGUCCCACCGCCGCUUCUCCUUGUCGCUCAACCCUACACUGUCGCGAUGAUACCUGCACAACACAACACAACACAGCACAGCACAGCACAGCACACGGACAGGCGGACGCACGCACAUACAAAAGCACUUUGGCUUGCAAGAGACAUCCAUCCAUCCAGCCAGCCAUUCAGCACUUUACCCACCUGAGGAACUCGAUGGCCUUCUGCAGCCCUCUCACGGGCACCGCCAGGUCGACUGGGGCGGGGUUGGUGACUUCAAAUGCCAUCAUGGCGCCCUUGCCCGUCCCUUGUCCGCCUGCUGAGCCCGCGGUGCGUCUCGCCUGCGGCCCGUCCCGCUUGGAUGACUGCCACGCCCGCUCGAGGAGGAUCUCGCGCAGCUUGGGUGCUCCCGGGAUCAGGUCCGCCUCUAUCGGCACCUCCUCGCCAUCCUGACACUGAAUAUGAUGCACAGGCAACACGACGGGAGCACAGCCAACGCGUCUUGUUAUGCCGCUGUUCUGUUGCCGCAUCGCUCGCUGUCUGUCGUGGUGUGUGCGACCACCGUGUGUGUGGCUCCCUCACUCACCCGUACGGUGGUGAUGCCUAUCACCUUGAGAGUGGUGUUUGUGAUCGCUCCGAUGUCCAUCGCCACCAGCUACUGCAUCACCUGCACCCAACCAGACACGCGAGAAGGGAGGGCAUGAGAGGCGGGGACGACCGACUGACCACACAAGGGCGGCGUCUUACCCUCUACUGCUUCCGCAGCUUCCCGACACACGAGUACUCGAAAGCGCCGCUGACGUCGACAGCUUCGGUCAAAAAACUGAAUCUGAAUGCGCUUCGGCGUGUCACAGGGAGCCAAGAAAAGCUCCACAAAGUG
Messenger RNA from Vitrella brassicaformis, 4119 nucleotides. The record is from the annotation of a GenBank genome assembly. NCBI's taxonomy places the organism in Eukaryota, Vitrellaceae.